Molecule: messenger RNA, 767 nt
Organism: Aspergillus novofumigatus IBT 16806
Lineage: Eukaryota; Fungi; Ascomycota; Eurotiomycetes; Eurotiales; Aspergillaceae
Product: carboxymuconolactone decarboxylase family protein
Exons: 2
Coding region: 1-720 (239 amino acids)
Molecular function (GO): peroxiredoxin activity
Source: RefSeq, a predicted model, not a curated record
AUGCGGGGAAACGGCAUUGAAUAUAUUCAUAGUUCAUCUCAACAACACAACACACAUUCAACUCGAUACUCUUUCCAACGCCAUUACAAUACAAAUCUUCAGACUGCACCAUGCGCCUCCCCUACGCUCCCUCCACCCCACCCCCGACGCCGACCCCUCCACCACCGAAAUCUACGCCCGCAUCGCCGCCCGCAGACACCCCCGCCCACUCAUCCCCCUCGAUCUCUCCCUGCUACACUCCCCCCAGUCGCCGACGGCUGGAACAGCUUCCUCGGCGCCAUCCGCACGCGCACAGUUCUCCCCGGUGCGCUCCUCGAGCUAUCCGUCUGCCGCGUGGCGGUCCUCAACGGCGCCGUGUAUGAGUGGAACGCGCACGCGCCGCUUGCGUUGAAGGACGGGGUGAGCGCCGACGAGCUGCGGGCGGUACGGGAGGUGGAGGCGACGAUUACGGACCGUGGGAAAGAAGCGCUGGGGCGGAGUGUGCUGAGUGAGGUGCAGAAGGCGGUGGUGCGGUAUACGGAUGAGAUGACGCUGCGGGUGAGGGUUGAGGAGGAGACGUUUGAGGACUUACGGAGAGCUGGGCUGAAUGAGAGGGAGAUUGUCGAGUUGACGACCGGGGUGGCGGCUUAUAACUGUGUAGGUCGGGUGUUGGUUGCGUUGGAUGUGGGGGAGAAUAAUGGGAGGGAGAUGAAGAGUGUGGAGGAGUUGGUAUCCCCUUGAAGUAUAUAGAAUUUAGAAUUUCAAUGGUAGUUCAUUUUUAAAGUGGC